AUGCAUACGGUCGUAGCUCCGUAUGGACGCUGGACCUCCCCUAUCUCGAGCGAGGUCGUGUCCCAAAGUGGGCUAGCCAUAGGCGAUGUGUCUUCACACCCAUCCUGCCCUUGGAUCGCGUACACCAUCACCGAACCCCAACAUCGCGGUCGGUCUACCUUAGUGUACCAAUCAACUUCGUUACAUGCCCCUCCUACCACACUGACACAGGCAUCGCACGGUACCGUUCGAUCAUUCGUACACGAAUACGGCGGUGGUGCGUGCGCCAUGCAGUCGGAUACCAGCAUCAUUUUUGCUCGAUGCCAUGAGCGGCAUUUCGCUGUAAGUCGGAUGAAUCCCCACACACAAGCAUGUGAAGACAUUGUGCCGCCUUGCAUCGAUCGGCGCUACGCAGACUUUGCUCCGCAUCCCUCCGACUCUUCAUUGAUUCUCGCGGUGGAGGAAGAGCAUGCUUCCAAGGACGUGUACAACCGCUUGGUUUGUCUCUUCGAGUCACAAGUGCACACGCUGCACCAAGGCCACAGCUUCUAUGCGUAUCCACGCAUCUCCCCAUGUGGCUCCUUUGUGGCUUGGGUCACCUGGGAUCAUCCAUCCAUGCCGUUUUGGUCUUCGCAGCUGUGGGUAGCGUCGCUGCUGCGUGAGCCAGUGCCCCAUAUUUCUGAGCCUGUGCUCGUCGCUGGAGGUCAUGAUGCUGUGGCUCAGCAGCCUGUAUGGAUACCGGGGACCAACACACUGCUGUUCACUCUGUCGAGCGUUCAAGAAGCGGGUGUAUAUCAAGUGGAUGUACAACGUGGUGACUCAUUGUGUCAUGUGUCUGCGCGCCUUCCUGUGGGUCCUGCUCAUGCUUCAUCCCUUGUCGAGGUCCAGCCACCUCUCUGGAAUCUCAAUGUGUCGUCUUUGGUUGCUCUAGAUGCGCGCUUCAUUGUCUGUGUCGAGACAUCACAUGGUGUGGACCAUCUUGUCCUGCUGGAUAGGCAAGCGUGUACUCGAACGCGUAUACGCUCUGAGUAUACGCAGCUCUCGCAGCUGCGAUUAUCUGAAUCAAAGCUUGUCUGCCUGGCAGCAUCGGUUUAUUCUUCACCGGCGCUCGUGGCAUUCGAUGUUCCAACGAUUCUUGCACAGGCGGAGACAACUGGCCAAAUUUUACGCGCAUCUGGUGCAGAACUUGUGUCAGACGAAUUUAUCAGUUUACCUGAGCCUCUUUCAUUUCCCACGCAGCUUCCUGACGGCACAGCAAGCACGGCACAUGCCCUCUUUUAUGCACCAAAAAACCCUCAUUUCCAAGCUCCCCAUGGUACACUGCCCCCCUGUCGCAUCGUGGCUCAUAGCGGCCCAACUUCGCGUGCCACAGCAUCGCUGGACAUGUCCAUCCAGUACUGGACAUCCCGCGGCUGGGCCGUGUGUGCGGUCAACUUCGGUGGAAGCACCGGUUACGGGCUUGAGUACAUGCGCCGUCUGAAUGGUCAUUGGGGCGACGUGGAUGUGCGCGACUGUGUGGCCGCUGCUGCUUAUCUCGGUGGUACAUCUGCUCCGUGGGAUCGACCCGCUUUACCGAGCUCUUCGUCGAUGGCUCUAUCCGAAGAGGAGACGUACGAUGGCAUGCGGAAAAUCACAUUGACGCGCUCAGAUUCGCCAUCUAUGAUCCUCGAAGGUCUUGUCUUUGUGGCAACAAGUGCCCUAGUAUACUCCGCCACUUGGCAGCUUUGGUUCUGGUCCAUCUGGCCAAGUAUCGUUGCUGGCAUGUGUAUGUUGCUAUACCGACUCCUACUGCGCGUACAAGCUGAGUCUAUCAGCGUGUUUCCUCAGCUUGGGGCACAGCUGGAGACGACAUGUGGCUUGUACCUACCAUCUUGCCUGCGUACAUCCACACAGCCCUUUCUUCCUCUUCAGCGUCAACAAACUUUCUUGCCGCAAGAUACGAUCCUCGACUUUUUCAUGAUGGAGGCGAUCCAGCGUUGGCGCAUUGUCGACUAUGCCGUGUUGGCAACAAAAAACACGAAGCGUGAAUCUCUGCAUGUGGUUUUUCCACAUCUAUUGCCCCCACCGCAGGCCUACAUUCAUAUGUACCGUCGAUUGCAUGAUACCCUAUUGCACGGACAAUCAUAUCCCAGCAAAGCACGUGUCGACGCAUCCCGUAUUUGUAUCACGGGACGCUCGUCUGGUGGACUUACUGUGCUAUGUGCGCUUAUCCAAUAUCCUGAUAUAUUUUGCGCAGCAAGCAGCUCGUAUGGCAUUAGCGAUCUGAAGAGUUUGUCGCAACAUACUCACAAGUACGAAUUACACUAUACUACAACACUUAUGGGAGGUACAUAUGAAGAUCUUCCAGGAGUAUAUAAGGCUCGAAGUGCCUUGCAUCAUGCAGACAAGAUCCGCACACCCUUGCUUCUACUCCAGGGAGAUCAAGACAGGGUUGUGGCACCUGAUCAGAGCCGCCGCAUGGCCCGUGCCAUUGAGAGCCAUGCAGGCAAAAUCAAAUACAUCGAAUUUCCGUCAGAGGGACACGGCUUCCGUCGUUCGGACACACGACAAAGGGCGCUUGAAGAAGAAUUUGCUUGGUGCAAUGACGCAGCGCGCAUCCCCGAAGUUUGCUGA
Molecule: messenger RNA, 2592 nt
Organism: Malassezia restricta
Lineage: Eukaryota; Fungi; Basidiomycota; Malasseziomycetes; Malasseziales; Malasseziaceae
Product: prolyl oligopeptidase
Exons: 1
Coding region: 1-2592 (863 amino acids)
Biological process (GO): proteolysis
Molecular function (GO): serine-type peptidase activity
Source: RefSeq, a predicted model, not a curated record